This is a messenger RNA of Aspergillus caelatus, 666 nucleotides long. RefSeq lists its product as uncharacterized. The coding region runs from base 303 to 521 and encodes 72 amino acids. The record is from RefSeq and is a predicted model, not a curated record. Lineage: Eukaryota; Fungi; Ascomycota; Eurotiomycetes; Eurotiales; Aspergillaceae. The transcript has a single exon.
AUAAAACAAAGCAAAAUAAUAUAAGAUAAAAUAAAAUAAAAUAAAAUAAAAUGAAAAUUAAAAAUCAAUAACAUUCCACACUAGCAAGAUACAUUCCCUUUGGAAGCGACAGCUACUCCUCCGCACUGAGGUAAAGAGAAAGUGAGAGACCGAGAAACAGCAAAAUCGCCACCGAAGCGUGGAUGCACUGGAUGCACCUCUUAGCCGGUAGAAUGACGCUUUGACAUGAGAUCCAAUUUUGCAGGUGUGGGUAAAUCAUCGUGGGACUUGGUUUUCUAGAAGCCAGAACGAAGAUCCUUAAAAUGACUUGCUCACCUCACUUAAGCGAUCUACCUCAAACAUUUUUCUUUUAUUUUUAUUUUAUUUCACGACGGUACGUGGUUCGGGUCGGAAAACCGAACGAAGGGAGGCAAAUUGGAUGCGUGUUUCAUCCUGCAUGUAAGGUGCAUGAGCUCAGUCCUCCUCUUAGUUGCCUCGUAGCGCUUCGUGUUGCGUCGCACUACUGCCCGCGUGGCAAAUAAUGAGGUUCCCAAAAAGAUAAGAAAUUAAAACAAAAACUAGAUUAAUUUGACGAAAACGAGUCUUUCGGUUCACAAACUCGGCUGUUAUGGACAUACUCGUUCUUAGUCCUCCUGGUAGGUGGUAGGGUUGUCGGUGAUGUCGGGG